UUGCAUUUGAGUUCAAGUUCAGUCAGUCAGUGUUUAUUUAUUUAUUUUUUAAAAAUUAAGCGAUUUUUCUUUAAAAGUGGUCCGUAAAACAGGGUAACAUGUCGAACAAUAGCCCUCGACCGACGAUGGAGCAGGUCCUAGCUAUGCUGAGCUUCAUGGAGGAACACCCUAACCUGGCGCUGGGCAAGAUGAAAGGCGGCGUCGAGAACCGAGCAGAGAGUAAAAAACUGUGGAUACAGCUCGCAAGAUCGCUGAAUGCUAUGCCUGGGCCCAACAGGUCUCUGAAGUCUUGGAUGAAGUUUUGGUCCGACAAGAAGUCCAAUCUGAAGCUGAAAGUGCAGACAGCUGGAGGUGACCCCAGCAGCCUGCUGUCCAACAUUGAGUGGAGGAUCUGGGACAACUUCCUGUCUAAACAUGGUGUCAGGAGACCAUCUAAAACUAACAGUGUCAAUGUGAAGCGGGACAUAGAAGAUGAUCAAUAUUUUGAUGAAAGUAAUGAAUUAGAGCCAGAGCCUGAAGAACCAGAGGUUGAGGACUUUGAUGAGAAGCAAACGAAAAUGAUGGAGAAACUGGUGGUGGCGAUGGGCGAGCAGGCGGCGGCCACGGCGCGCCUGGCGCAAGCGUCGGCCGCCAACGCGCAUGCGCUCAACCGCCUGGCUGAAGCCUCACAACUACAGGCAAGAGCCGUUGAACGGCUAGCGAACACAUUUGAGAACGUGACGUCAUCCACGCACGAUGUUCGGAACGCACUCCUGGACAUGGACAUUACUAUGAAAAGGUUCUACGCGUCCCCAACUUAGCUGAGCCCGUGACACACAAGUACCAUUUAAGAUUUCUUUUUAUUUUUGACUAGUUCUUAAUUUGUUGAUUUUUUGUUGUUGAAUUAUUUAGCGUGGAUGCUGUUUGCGUUUUUGAUGAUUGAAGUUGUAUUUGAAUUUAAAAGUUUAUCUUAUGUUAGUGACAAAUCCUAUCAUUUCAUAUAAGUGAUACAAGUAAUCUAUUUCAAGAUAGAUAGUGAUGAUUAACGAAAAUAUAUGUAUUAUUGAAUAGUCUGACUAGUGUAGAUCUCUUUUGUUUAGAAAUGGAAAUCAUUUCAAAAAACUAAAAUCUUAUGAUUUUUAUUACUUAUGCCAUUCUUGUUUGGUGAAUUUUCAGUAAACUACACUCUGUAGAAGCCAUGUUAUCAUUAUGAUAAGCCUAAAUAAGUUUUUUUUAAUAAUAAGUAAGAUAGCUUUCUUACUCGCGUAAGAUUAAACAAAUAGAAAUAAAACGACUGAAUUUAA
Messenger RNA from Plutella xylostella (diamondback moth), 1283 nucleotides. RefSeq lists its product as uncharacterized. Lineage: Eukaryota; Metazoa; Arthropoda; Insecta; Lepidoptera; Plutellidae. The record is from RefSeq and is a predicted model, not a curated record.